Messenger RNA from Clarias gariepinus (North African catfish), 2991 nucleotides. RefSeq names its product cadherin-related family member 1a (gene cdhr1a). Gene Ontology annotation, biological process: cell morphogenesis; homophilic cell-cell adhesion; cell-cell junction assembly. NCBI's taxonomy places the organism in Eukaryota, Metazoa, Chordata, Actinopteri, Siluriformes, Clariidae. The record is from RefSeq and is a predicted model, not a curated record. Gene Ontology annotation, cellular component: catenin complex; adherens junction; plasma membrane. Gene Ontology annotation, molecular function: cadherin binding; calcium ion binding. Bases 49 to 2289 code for a protein of 746 amino acids. The transcript has 17 exons.
ACUUGCUUAGAUCCAACCAGGGACACUUAUCUUGGACUGUUUAUUAGGAUGAAUAUUGAUACAAGAAUACUAUCAUGUCUUUUUUUAUUGGUACACUUCUACUUUGCACAGAGAGAUUUUGCACCAUAUUUUUAUGACAAUGGGGCCCAUAGUAACCAUGGUAAUCUGGCAUUAUUCAGUCUUUCAGAGGACACACCAAAGGGAACACAUAUAUAUGUUCUGAAUGGAACUGAUCCAGAGGGACAGCCUGUAAGAUAUGGCCUAGGCUUUGAUACAGGUUCUAAAGAAUAUUUCAGUGUUGAUCCCGUAUCUGGAGUUGUUACUCUGAUAGAGGAACUUGACAGAGAGAUACAGGAUGAAAUUGAGGUCCUUGUCAAUAUUUCAGAUGGCCUUAAUAAAGUAGCAGAAAAAGUGAGAGUGUUUGUGAUGGAUGCCAAUGAUGAAGAGCCAAGGUUUGAGAACCUGCCAUCAACUGUGGAUGUGCCAGAGAGCACACCCUCUGGGAGCAGUAUAUUUAAAGUGCAGGCUGUGGAUAAGGACACAGGCUCAGGUGGAUCUGUCACCUACUUUCUUCAAAGCACUGGAUCAAACACUAAGUUUGCGAUUAACCGCCACAGUGGAGUGAUAAGGAUAAAAGAGAGUGAGACUCUUGACUAUGAGAGUGUGAGAACACAUUUCGUGACUGUGUUAGCAAAGGAUGGAGGUGGAUAUUAUAAUGGAAGGGAACAGGUGAUGUCAUCUACUGCCACCUUGACAAUUAAUGUGAUUGACAGUCAGGACUCUCCUCCCAAUUUUGUUGGUACACCAUACUUUGGCUAUGUCUAUGAAGUCUCUUCACCUGGAUCUGAAAUAUUAACUGUUUUUGCCAAAGAUGGGGAUGUAGAAACUCCUAAUUUAAUAGUUUAUUCAAUUGAAAAUGGAGCCAAUGAUGUAUUUGGCAUCAAUGAAUCAAGUGGCUGCAUAACCCUCUUAGCCUAUCCAGACAAUUUAAGGAAGGAAGUGUUUAAUAUCCAGGUCAAGGCUUCAGAGGUGAAUUCACAGGGAGAUGUCAUGGACUUUGCUAUCACCACUGUAAUAAUUCAAGUUGUGGACUUAAACAAUCAUUCCCCUACCUUUUAUGGAGAGACUGGCCCACAGGAGACUUUCGAGUUGACCAUGUAUGAACAUCCUCCAGAGGGAGAGAUACUGAGGGGCUUGAGGAUUACGGUCAAUGACUCAGACCAGGAUGCAAAUGCAAAGUUCAGCCUAAGGUUGGUGGGGCCGGGUCGUAUGUUGCGAAUAGUCCCAGAGACUGUGCUUAAUGAAGCUCAAGUCACUUUAUUAGUAGAAAACUCAACUGCAAUAGACUACGAGAAAUUCCAGUUUCUAACAUUUAAGAUUCUUGCAGUGGAAAUUGACACCCCUGAGAGAUUCAGUGCCACUGCUGAUUUAGUCAUACACUUGCUUGACACUAAUGAUAAUGCUCCGAAGUUCUCCUCUGAUAUCUAUAUUGCCCGAAUCCCAGAAAAUUCACCAGGUGGCUCCAAUGUUGUCUCUGUGACAGCUAAAGAUCCAGACUCUGGUUUGUGGGGUGUGGUCAAAUAUUCCAUCUAUGGCUCAGGAUCAGAUCUUUUUAUCAUCCAGACAGAUUCAGGGAUCAUCUACACCCAGCUCUGGGCCAAUCUAGAUGCAGAGGUGAAAUCCAAGUACAAUUUCUUUGUUAAGGCUGAGGACACUGAUGGAAAAUACAGCCUUGCUGAAGUUUUCGUCACAGUUCUGGACCUCAAUGAUCAUCCACCAGAGUUCAAUGAAAAUAUUUUAGAGAAAACAAUGAUUAUUGGUGCACCGGUGAAAAUAGAGGCAAUAGACGAUGAUGCAGAGAAGCCAAACAAUGUUAUUGAGUAUUCCAUCAUGAAAGCAGAACCGGACAAUAUAUUUGACAUCGAUGCAGACACAGGAGAAAUUAAAUUGAAGCCCUACAUCAAGUCAAUGGACAUAGUGCAAAACAUCACAAAUCAGAAAGACUGCACCUGGUCUGUGGUUGUCCAGGCCAAAGACAGAGGGUCCCCAUCUUUCAGUACAACUACACUAGUGAAAAUUGAUAUUACUGAAGCAAUCAAAUCCAGAAUCAUUUCCUACUUCUUGAGCCUAAGAACCCAACCCUGGACUGUUUUUGCUAUUUGUUUUAGCAUACUCAUCCUUAUUGUCUCAUUGAUCAUUUUAAUUUCUACCAUAAGUUACUGGAAGUCUGUAAAAAAGUCCCGGGUCCUCCCACAGUGCAAGAUCAGAAAGAUUACAAGGAGGCCCUAAUUAUAAUUUUCUCUUCAAUCACUGCACAAAUGCAUUUUGCCACCAUUGCCAGUGUUGUCUUUAUUUUUUUCAUUAAUUUUUCCUUAUUCAUUUCACUUUGAGUUGACAAAUCACAAAUGCUGUCUGUAAAAGAGGGGAAGUGGCAGACCACUGUAACAAUAAUACUUUUGAAAUAUGACUAAAAACAUUCUUUGAAGUUAAAAUUCAUAAUAGUUAAGACUCAAUGUAAUUGUGGGUGCCUUUGUCAUCCCUUCUGAUCUUGUAAUACUAUGAUGUUCAAAUUCUUUUUUAUUAAGUUCUACAUCAUGUUACCAAUUGUAAAUUAUUACUGGAUUAAUUACCUUUUUGAACUAUCCCUUCUAUUCAUCCACACAUAAUUUGCUGUAAUAUUGUUAGCAUAAGAGUAUUAAUGCUUAAAGUGUGUGAAAUAUUUUUUAACACCACAAAUAUUAGCUGUAGCCUAUUUUUUACAUGCCUUCAACCCUAUGGACUUGAUGUUUCUUUGUGCUCUUUUACAGACUCAACUCAAUGGCCCAUUCACAUCCUUUUUAAUGAAAACUAGAGAAAAUCCCAUGCAAAUCCUUGGCAUGUUGGCAGUUGUCAUUAUAGCUUUGGUGUUUGUAACAGUAAUAAUUUCUAUGGCUAUUUUCAUGCGUAAUCAAAGGUCUAACAAGAUCAUGCCUUCUCGGCGGAUCAUCAGGA